UCGUCGUAUCUUUUUUUUUUUUAUUCGAAAAAUUCUUCCUCCCCCCCUCUUGAAAGAGUCAGACACACUACACACACACAACGAAAGGCUUUUACGGAAUUUUCUUUGUGUUGUUGUCCUUUGCACAGAGUGUGGUUUUUUUUUUUUUUGUCUACGUGUCUAGUGCGACGAUCCGUGUGUUUCUUUCCCUACGAGAAUACAUUUAUGUAUUUAGGGCUACCAAAAAGAAAAAUAACACGCAAUCAGUUUGGAAAUGUUCCAGCAACACAAGAAGUAGCCCAUCUUCUAUAAGAAAUAAGGAAAAGAAAAAUCCAUCCGUUUAUUCCCCCCCCGUUGCAUCUUAAUUUUUGUGUGUGUGGAGGAGGGAUCAUUAAACAAAUCCCGAUGGAUGGAGCAGUUCAACGUCCUUUUAUCAUCCUCCAUUCUCGCGCUGGACAGCAUUGAUGAUUGUGAAUUCGGAUAGCGAAACGAAGAAGGAAAAAUGUGCCGCUAUUUAUGAUUUGUUAAAAAUCAGUCUGCCCUCCCGACGGAUUGUGUCCACUUUAAUAAACCGUUAGAUCAACCCCCGAAAAGAAAAUCGUUGUGUUUCUCUUUUUGCUUCGAAUCAAGAGAUUAAAAGCGAAGCUAAAAGAAGAAGAAGAAGAAGAAGAAGAAGAAAAAAGUGUUCCGAGAGAGAAAACCGUGUCCGGGUCCGCGUGCGGAAUUUUUCUUCCCAUAUAAAGAGAAAACAAGGUGAGUGGCGACAUGUUUUCCGCAAUGCUGGGCGGCGGCGGUGGUAACCGGCGGGCGACCAGUUUGGGCAAGGGUCACCUGAGCCACGCAGCAGCCGCACGAUUGGCCCGCACCUCUUCCUGGAACGACGGGCUGGACGGCGCAGGAAACCCAAGCCCUUCAACAAACGCUGGUCAUCCUUCCAUUUUAAGAGUGGCCGACGAGUCGCCCCAGCAACAGGCCACUACACUGCAGCAGCUCCAACAACAACAACAGGCUCGUCUACGACGCACAUCGAUGCGGAGGAUGGUCCGAUUCCGCAUGUCGGCCAGUUCGACGGACGUUGACCCGGCCGACGCCGCCCAGUCAGGUGAUGCUGCUGUUCACGAUAACGGCGGCAAUACGAGCGGGACGCGGACUUGUAAUGAGCCCCAUCCGGCGGCAAACGAUGGAGCAGAUGCGUCUCGAAACGAAGGCGGCAUUAAAAGUCACAACGACAGCGAGAGUCACGGCAACGCUGGAAGCAACAGCAGCAGCAGCAGCAGUUCGGGAGACGAGCGUUCGCCCGGUUCCAGACGGGCGGCCAUUCCGUUACUAUGGCAACCCGCCAGCAAGCAACCCCAGGUGGAGGAAACAACAACCCGCAGCCCGUUGCCACCUCCACUACUGCCUCCGCCUCCUUCAUCGUCUUCUUGCCAGCGUUCGGCCGCCAUUCCGGCAUCGUUCGUCAGUCCCCUCACGGCCGCUCCCGCAAACGAAUCGCUGACAAGUGGACGCCGAUCGGCCUGUGAUGGUCCAACAAGUACGUCCACGUUUCACAUCGAAUCCGAAGGCGAACGAGACGAGACGGACCGAUGGCCGCGUAACACGACAGAUUCACCGUCCUCACCGCCAGGUGCGACACAGUCGUCCGGAUCGUCAGUGAACGCUGGGCCGUUGCCCGGUAGAGCCGUGCUAGUGCGUCAAGUGUCGCGUUUCUCCGUCAUGCAGACAUCGCCGUCGCUCGAUGGCUCGUCCGCACCAGUUGGCGGAGUUGCUGGCGACUCUACGGCAACGCAAUCUGGCGGCGAACGAGAUCCGUGCAGCCCCACUGGCCAAUUGUCGUCGUCUAGCAAUCAAUCGAGACGUCAACGUGGACGCAGUGGACGCAAUCGUGAGGGCGGAGGUCACUCACGCGCUCGCCGUCAACGGUCCAACAUGAGCGCCGCUUCCGGUACUUCACGAGCUUCCACCGUCUCCUCACCCGAUAUACCCAUUGUACGCUCACAGAGAAGGAGGAACCGCAAUGCGGAUGGAAAUGUCGAUCCGGAGGAAGAAUCACGGCGUAAACUUGGCGGCAUUUGGCCGCACAACAUGGCGCCCAUGUUCGCUCUUCUAGCGGCCACUCUGGGCCUCUUCAACGUGUCGCGUUUCGCUUUGUUGAGCAUCGAGUACGGAGGCAACUUCAUAGUCCAGUUCAUGUUGUUGUCUUUCCUCUUCGGCAUCCCAUUGCUCUGCUUUCACGCUUGCCUCGGCCAAUUUCUCGGCUCCAACGUCAUCGACAUGUGGCGGAUAUCUCCCAUUUUCAAGGGCGUCGGCAUCGCUCUGCUCAUCGGACAGGCCGUCAGCGGCAUCUACAGCAUCGUCGGCGUCGCCUGGAUGUUCUUCUACUUCCGCGACUCGUUCAUAGCUCAAGAGGAUCGCUACAAAUGGUCGAAAUGCUACGAGCAGAUACGCAGCUGCUCCCAACCGACGAAUUAUUCUUUUAGCCUCGAGGAGACUAUUCCAGAUUACUUCCAUGCCCGGGUGCUGCAGCGCAGCGCUCCCUGGAACCCGCCUCUCAGCUUCGUUUCACUGAAAUUCGAGCUGGCCUUCAACUUGGCCGUUAUCUGGAUGAUCGUUUUCGUCGCCCUGGGCAAAGGCCUUCGCUCUUACGGCAAAGUUGUCUACGCCUUCGGCACGUUGCCCAUUCUCGGCUAUUUCAUCAUCUGCGUCAAAGUCCUCGGAUACAGCUCGUCCAUCCCGACGAACGGUGUAGGUGGCGUCCUGGACCGGACGCCGUGGAACGAGUUCUUUACCGACACCAAGGUGUGGGUGAUUGCCGCCCGGGAGGUGUUCAUGACCUGGGGCAUGUGCGGAGCAAUCGUCAUGCAGAUCACGUCGCACAAUCGGUACAGUCACAGCUUAAGGCGCGACAUUACGGUCGUCAUAGGUCUCACGCUGUUCGUGUUGAUGCUCUCCGGCUUCCUGGCAUCCGCUUGCCUCCAGAUCAUCAACGCCAGAGGACCCUAUGAAUACGUGAUGAGCUCUUUCGAAACUGACCAAAGCUACAAGUUUUUGAGGAACUUGCGAUUUAUGCGACAGCAUCAACAGUCGAAUUUGCUCAACAAGCAAGAAGAAUUCCAUAACAAUUUAGUGAUGGGCGUGGCCGUACGAGAAGGCGAUGACGGACCGGGAGAUCAUUCGGGUUAUCAUCCGAUUCGUUUAGCCACCGAGCUGUUUCCAGCUGUGGUGGCCAUCAUCGGUCCGGGCGAGUUCUCGCCCUUCUGGGCCGUCCUCUUUUACUUUUCUCUGGUGGCGUUCGGCAUCGCUCAACAGCUGGCUAUAUGGCAUUGCGUCAUCAACGGCAUCGUGGCCUUCCGCUCUUGCUGCCUCAAAUCGUGGGAGACGACGAUUACGUUCUGUACUUGCCUCGUGGGAUUCUUCCUGUGUUUGCCAUUGGCAACUGAGUUGGGUAUUUCCAUCGUCUACCAUCUCGACUACGUCAUGGGAUCCCUUUGGUGGCUCAUGAUUAUCUACGUCGUCCAGAUAGCCGCCGUUUUGAUUGUCCGCGGACGACCUUACAAUGGCGAAAGUAUUGUGGCCGUCCUCGUCAAGGGGCCGGGCUGCAUGGCUAAUUGGUGCGUUCCGAUGCUCACCUUCUCAUGGAGCGUCGUCAUACCCAUUGGGCUUUUGGUGCUCAGUGUAUCGUCUUUCAAAAUGGGCCAUUUUUGCGACAUGUUCAACUGGCGAAUGACUGAAGGCUAUGCUUACUGGCCGUUGUGGGCCCGUCAGACGGGCUCAAUGCUUCAAUUGAUACCCAUCCUGCUCAUUCCAGCUGUUGGCCUUAUUCAAUGUAUCCGUUAUCUAUCCUCCGGGCCGUCUGAUUUGUUCGACAGGAUCAAAUUACUGUACCGGCCUCACUUCCGGACGUAUCUCAUACCCAAUGAACCGGCUUCUCGGACAGCGUCCAGGUCGUCGCGCAGUCAACAAAGAAGCGAACGACGGAGAUCCGGUCGAUCGCGAUCUCGUUCCCGUUCACCAUCACCUGGUCCGACGACAUUCCCCGAUCCACCGCCCAAAUACACUCCGCCGCCGACGUACAACACGGCGACGGGCGCGCGGAUUGCUAAAAUGUUCCGCGAAAGUAUCCGAAGGAGUUUCCGUCAAAUCCGCGACAUGACGACGCCUGUGCACACACCGGGCAAUACAGUGACCAGCAUGGCCGACAUGGCUGAACUGGAAUUGGGUCGAGGCAAUCGAGAAGAUCACCAUCAGACGUCCAUCACGUCGACAUCGAGGCAUUUGCCACCGGCUUACACUUCGGUUAUCUUGGAAAUGCGCAGUCACGGACCGGACGAUCUGCGCAUGCCGGACAUUCUGAGCGAUCGCCUUUCUCAGCUGGUCGGCUGUGACAGCACCGAAGCCUCGACGUCGGGCAGUAGCAGUGCUUGUUCCAGCACUACCGAUUGUACUGGAACAAGUUCGAGCAGUUCCGAUACGACGAGCAGCGCUCCGAUGAGCGCGGUUGAAUUGACGCGGCUUUUGGGAGAAUCUUUCCGUCGCAGCGCUCGCAAUACGUUGCGUAAUAGUUUGAGAUUCAUCCGGAACGGCAAAACUGCCGCCAAGCCGACGGCCAAUGAACGCUCCGUUACCGAUGAUGACGACACUACCGAUACGGACCAGGGCGGCCGCCAUCUUGUCCAAGGAGCUGUUCGCAUUCACCGUGAUCCUUCACUUUCCAAUGUUGUGGUCACCUUACCGAACGCUCCUGGUAAUCAUUCAGAGAGUAUCGCCUGAUUCAUUUUUUUUAAAAUUUAUUUAGUCCGGCCCGCAAUUUUUAUUCGUAAUGGAUUGAUCCAUUUCCGUCCGUCCCGAUCUGAUGUAAUUAAAGUUUUCAUAUCUUUCCGGUUGUUGUAAGAAAAAGAAAGAAAAACAAAAACAAAACAAAUGUUAAAGAUGUCGAAGGCGAGUAACGAACUGGCGGCCAUCUCUGUUUAAAAGACCUGAGCGGCGGAUAAUGUUUUUGUUUAGUUUCACCCAGUCACGGACGUUACUGGAGCUCUCUUUUUAUUUCCCUCUCUAAUUCGCUGUUUUAAAAAGAUGAUUUGGCAAUUUGUGAUUGCAAAUAGCAAUGAACAAAGAUGAAUUGUUUUAUGUUUUUGUUUUUGUGGGAUGUAAACUAGACGACGAAAUCAACCAUCGUGCUUUUUGAAUUUCAAGUUGUUCGGAGGGCCGACAGCUGGUUUGCUAUUGCAUUGAACUUACAAAUCCUUUUUUUUUUUUAAUAAUUAUUAUAAUAACGAAAAACAUUUCGUUCUUCUUUUGUCUAUUCUCCGAUACGAUUAACACUUUGCUUGAGUUCAUUUCAUUGUAUUUUUGUAUGUCGAUGUACAGACCUAGUCAGAUGAAACCGCGUCUGCAAUUUUUUUUCUCCCUGUCGCCUGUUUGUUGCCUGAUGAUUUUGACGGUACGUUUUCAUUUGAGACUGUUAACGUCCAACAUGUAUAAUAAUCGAAUUUUUUGUAAUCUCGUAUUUUCUUGUUGAUGUUGACGUUUUGGCUCUGCCUUCUCCCUCCCACAUCUUGACCCCAAUUUACUGUUCUCAUUGAAUGAUUCGCUAAUGUACCUAUUAAACGCCUUUAAUCGGUUCA
Messenger RNA from Daphnia carinata, 5603 nucleotides. It is a transcript of the gene bdg, whose product is annotated as sodium-dependent transporter bedraggled-like. Gene Ontology annotation, biological process: sodium ion transmembrane transport. Bases 745 to 4749 code for a protein of 1334 amino acids. Gene Ontology annotation, cellular component: membrane. Lineage: Eukaryota; Metazoa; Arthropoda; Branchiopoda; Diplostraca; Daphniidae. The record is from RefSeq and is a predicted model, not a curated record. The transcript has 15 exons.